This is a messenger RNA of Culex quinquefasciatus (southern house mosquito), 3373 nucleotides long. RefSeq lists its product as uncharacterized. Lineage: Eukaryota; Metazoa; Arthropoda; Insecta; Diptera; Culicidae. Gene Ontology annotation, biological process: proteolysis. The record is from RefSeq and is a predicted model, not a curated record. Gene Ontology annotation, molecular function: zinc ion binding; metallocarboxypeptidase activity.
AUGCCAUCUAGGUUCUCCAUCAUCAACCUCACCAAGCCGGACAGUCUGUACAAGGAGGGCAUGCGGCCGCUGAUGUACUCCACGCUGGACGCCGAGUACAACCACCUGGGGUGGCAGCGGUGCGGCGAGAACAUCGCCUACUUUCGGAACGACACCGACAAUGGCAACUACCACCGGCCGCUGGACGACGACGACGACGAGUUCGUGGGCAACGCGUCCUUCACGCUGUCGUUCAACAUCGAGUUCCGGUACGACGACGACACAGUCUUCGCGCACAGCUACCCGUACACGUACAGCGACCUGCAGGACUACCUGAUGGGCAUCCAGCGCAAUCCGGUCAAGUCCAAGUUCUGCAAGCUACGGCUGCUGUGCCGCUCGCUGGCCGGCAACAACGUGUACUACCUGACCGUGACGGCGCCGUCCACGCACGACGAUGACAAUCAGAAGAAGAAGAAAGCGGUAAUCAUCAGCGCACGUGUUCAUCCUGGCGAGAGUCCUUCGUCGUGGAUGAUGAAGGGCCUCAUGGACUUUAUCACCGGUGAUUCAUACGUGGCGAAGAAGCUUCGCCACAAGUUUAUCUUUAAGCUAGUGCCUAUGCUCAACCCGGACGGCGUGAUCGUGGGGAACACCCGGAGUUCGCUGACCGGGCGCGACCUGAACCGCCAGUACCGGACGGUGAUCCGGGAGACGUACCCCUCGAUCUGGAACACGAAGGCCAUGAUUAGAAGACUGAUGGAGGACUGUGGCGUGGCCAUGUACUGCGACAUGCACGCCCACUCGCGCAAGCACAAUGUGUUCAUCUACGGGUGCGAGAACUUGAAGCGACAUCCGGACCGGCGGCUGUUGGAGCAGGUCUUCCCGCUGAUGCUGCACAAGAACGUCGCCGAUAAGGUAGAUUUUGAAAACUGCAAAUUUAAGGUCCAGAAGAACAAGGAGGGCACCGGCCGGAUCGUAGUUUGGGUGCUGGGCGUCACCAACAGCUACACCCUGGAGGCGUCCUUUGGCGGAAGCACCAUGGGAGGUCGGGCAGGGACGCACUUUUCCACGGCGGACUACGAGCACAUUGGCCGGGCCUACUGCGAAACGCUCAUGGACUACUACGACGACAACCCGAUAAAACGACCGUACCACAAGAAGGCGCACCAGUGCCUUCGCUUCAUCUUCAAUCUGGCCAAUCCGGACUCGAACCCGCCCUCGGACGAGGCCAUCGAGCGCCGGAUGGCGUACUUCCGGUCGAUUCCGGUUCCACGGUGCAAGGAGGAGCGCGAGGCCCGCAAGCUGGAGCGAGGCCCUCGCAAGCGCAUCGUGCGCCGCGUGGUCAAGAUCGUUCGCAAGGUCGUGCGGGAAACUCCGCAACCGGAAGAGUUCAAGUGUAGUUUGAUAUUCGAUUCGCUGUACCAGUCCGCCGAACUGAGUCUUUGCUUCCCUUCCUCCGACGCCGCCCAUGCUUUCCUCUUGAAGGAGAAACUACGGAUGAAGAUUCUGACCCGGCUGUCGAAGGAGGGUUCCAGCGCGGAGGAACCGCUCAACAUCCCGCUGUCGGACUACUCGAGCGACGAAGGCGACACCAGCACGAGCAGCUCGGAGGAUGAAGCCGGCAAAGACAGCAUGGCGGAACUGGAGGGACCGUGCUGUUCCUCGCUCAAGGUGCCCCCAUCCUCACCCGUGCUGCCGCAAAAGUUCAAGGGAAACAAAAAGGGCAAAAAGCAGAGCCGCACGCCGACCCGGCCGUAUCGGCGCCGAUCGCGCAGCGCCCACCGCAUCGUGCUGGACAUCCCGACGGCGGAACCGGCCAGCGACUUUUUCGACUUCACCUCGGACGACGAGGAGUCGCCGUCGGCGCCGUGGGGCGGCCACCCGAUGGCCGUGUCCGACACCGAGAACACCGUCAAGCGCAACUUCCGGCGCAGGCACAAGUGCCGCGCCUCGGACCGCAUCCGGAAGCUGACGGCGCUGGGCUGCGAGACGCAGUACCUGAUGCCGCCGGAGCUGAUCGUGCGGUCGGCCGCGAGCCGGUACCUGUCCGAGGAGGACGAGGACGACAAGAACAAGAUGGUGAUGAGCAUCAUCAAGGAGUUCCCGCCGAUCAUCAACAAGGAGCGCAGCUGGCAGGGGUUCAACCGGGCGGAUAGGCAUCGCGACCUCAUGAAGGCCAUCAGCCCGGACCACUUCCAGGGCCACAGCCACAGCGCCCUGUCGCUCAAGCGGUCCAUCUGGACCGGAACGCAAUCGGACGGGUACGUCAACGAGGCCAUCUUCAACAACUCGCGCCCGCUGUCCUGGGGUGUUCCGCCCGUCCUCGUCAAAUCAACGUACUUUGACAACGAAGCUCUACUGACUGCCUGCUCGCAAAAGCUGGCCGCCUGGAAGGACGAAAAGCGCUCGAUGAAGGAGAAACACCAUAAAAGUAUGUCCCGGCUGCAGGCGGCGGCGGCCGCCGCGGCCGCAGCUGCCGGAUCGUCUUCCUCCAACAAGGAGAACCGCUCGUCGACGGCCGGCAGCGGUACGAAGCUGAAGCUGUCGCUCGCCGAGCAGUACAGUGCCGCUGGCAAGAGCAGCCGGCAGUCGGACAAGAAGCAGCAGAACGAUGGCGAAACGCCGUCGACGACGAGUGGGAUUGCCAAAGUGAGGAGGAAAACGAGAUCCACCCUCAACAAGAUCGUCGAAAAGGCCGAACUGAUCACUCACCUGUCGCGCAGCGCUCGCUCCUCCGGCACCCACUCGCGUCGAAUUUCCGCGGCCGGCUUCCUCAGCACAACCACCAACAACAACGGUUCCCCCCGCAAAGCCACCAGCACUAGCAACUUACUCGCCGCCGCUGCCGGCUCACCCUCAACCCCACUGCUAGUCUCGAGUCAAUCACUGCGGACACCGAACCACGACCCGUCCACCACCAGCACCGCUCGUUCCGGUCACCGGUUCCGAACCGGCGGAAUCGUCGUGACCGCGGCACAGCCUCUGCCGAAGCAGCGAAGAGCGCACCUGCGGAGUGGCCUCACCGGCGCCCGGACCAGCAACAACUCGCCCACGAAACUGCCCACACCGACCACGACCACAAUCGAUAUCCAGCUGACCACACUCUGCUCCGAGACGGAAUCUGAAAAAAAUUUGAAAAUCAUUAGCACCAGCAGCAAGAAGCACAAGAAGAAGCGGACUGCCGGCGGAACGGGAACGGGUGGGACCGGUUCCAGGGACAAGUCGGCGAUCAAGAUUCUGACCUGACCCUGGGGCGGCGGCCACCGUUGAGUCCGGGUCCGGCAACUGUGUUUGAUUUGAUUUGUGUUUUAAUUUGGUGUAAUUUUUCAGUAGGAAAGUCUUAUCAAAAAGAGCAAUAAACAAGCAAAAAAUAGUUUUAGAAAACUGUGAAAUUCAA